Salvia miltiorrhiza (redroot sage) is the source of this 2628-nucleotide messenger RNA. RefSeq lists its product as uncharacterized. Bases 1 to 2628 code for a protein of 875 amino acids. Gene Ontology annotation, molecular function: RNA-DNA hybrid ribonuclease activity; nucleic acid binding. Lineage: Eukaryota; Viridiplantae; Streptophyta; Magnoliopsida; Lamiales; Lamiaceae. The transcript has 3 exons. The record is from RefSeq and is a predicted model, not a curated record. Gene Ontology annotation, biological process: DNA integration.
AUGCUUAACCCAGCGAAAUGCACCUUUGGGGUCUUUACUGGAAAAUUCUUGGGAUACAAGGUUACCCCGGCGGGAAUCGAAGUUAAUACGGAUAAGGUCAAAGCCAUCAUGGAUAUGACACCACCCAAAGGGAUCAAAGAGGUACAGACUCUGAACGGGCGUAUCACUGCUCUGAGCAGGUUCAUCUCACGAUCGGCAGAGCGGAGCUUGCCAUUCUUUAAAAUUCUGAGGAAGGGGACCAAAUUUCAGUGGACAGCGGAAUGCCGAACAGCCUUUGACGAUCUUAAAGCAUACCUGGCAGAACUCCCAACUCUGACCAAGCCAAUUCCGGGUGAAGUAUUUUACUUAUACAUAGCAGUGGGAGAAGAAUCAAUCAGUUCCGCACUUAUCAGAGAAGAGGGGAAUCAUCAAAGGCCAAUUUACUUCGUUAAUCGGGUGAUUCAGGGCCCCGAGUUAAACUAUACAGAAAUUGAAAAGGCUGCUCUGGCAGUCAUGGUCACGGCUCGUAAGUUGAGGCCCUACUUUUUAUCACAUCGGGUAGUGGUACGAACUGCUUUACCUUUCAGACAAGUGUUGGGGCGACCGGAUUUGUCAGGGCGAAUGGUGAAGUGGGCUGUGGAAUUAGGGGAAUACGACGUGGAAUACGAGCCAAGGAUGGCCAUCAAGGUGCAAGCCCUUGCGGACUUCAUUCAGGAAACUACUCGCCGUCCUGCACAAGAAUUUUGGAUAGCCUUUGUGGAUGGAUCUGUCACGAAAGAGGGAUGUGGGAUCGGGGUGUAUGUCGUCUCUCCAAGCUCAGAACUGUACCAGUUUGCUAUAAAGUUUACUUGCAGAAUGUCCAACAACGAGGCUGAAUAUGAGGUUGUAGUCAGAGCAGCGCACACGUUGUCAGAGCUGCGGGCUGAGUGUGUCAUCAUUAGGACUGAUUCGCAAUUGGUGGCUCAGCAAUUCUCGGGGGGCUAUCAUAUUAAGGAGGAUCGGAUGCGGCCAUAUCAUAAUAAGAUCAAUGAAAUGAAGACGAAAUUCAUGGAAUUCAAAAUCGAACAGAUUUCUCGGGAGGAGAACACCAAAGCAGACCUAUUGGCACGAGUCGCCAGUGCAGUGGAACAGACGUGGAGUGAUGAGAUUACGCUGCUCUGCGACACCAGAGAAAUGGGGACUUCUCAGGUUUUUGCGGUAGAAAUCCGGGAUGAUUGGCGGGCACCAAUUAUACACAUUCUCAAGACAGGGGAACGGCUGAACAAAGAAUCCAAUCAGAGGGCUCGAUACGAGAAUUAUUGCUUGAUUAAUGAUCAACUCUACAAACGUUCUUUCACCCAUCCUCUAUUAAAAUGUUUAUCUCCUGAGGAAGCUAAUUUUGCAUUAAAAGAGAUUCAUGUAGGUUGUUGUGGUGGGCACACGGAAUUCAGGGAUCUCAUACGAAAAAUCAUCCGGGUAGGGUUCUACUGGCCAAACAUCACUAAGGACGCCAGAGAGUUCGUUUGCAAAUGCAAAGCUUGCCAAAGGCAUGCGGGAAAAAUCAAUAUUCCAGGGGAAAUCAUGGGAAUAAUAAUCAUCGUGUCAGACAAUGGAACCCAGUUCACAGGGCAGAGGAUCGCUGAUUUCUGUGAUCGAAUGGACAUAACACAACGUUUCGUGACAGUGGCUCAUUCACAAGCAAAUGGGCAAGUGGAGUUGGCGAACAGAUCAAUUUGUGAAGGGAUCAAGAAGCAAGUGAACCAGAGCAGAGGGAAGUGGGUCGAGGAGUUGGAUACCGUACUCUGGGCCUAUCGUACUAGCCCAAAAACAGCAACGGGAGAGCCACCUUUUACCCUGGUGUAUGGAUCCAAUGCAGUGGUACCAACGGAAGCUAGAUUGGAGUCAUACCGAAUAACAACUUACAACACAGAGCAAAACUCGGAACUCCGCAGAGCAGAGCUCGAUCUUGUAAAAGCGCAGAGGAAUGAAGCCCAAGUCAGAGCAGCGAAAUAUAAAAGCAUCAUCAAGGCAAGAUACGAUAAGAGGGUCAGAGCACGAAAGUUAUCUAAAGGCGACCUAGUCCUCAAGAAGGCCGAUGCAUUGAAACUAGUGGGCAAGUUUGAACCUAAUUGGGAAGGCCCUUUCAUCAUCACCGAGGUUCUGGGUGGCGAAGCUUACACAUUAGUGUUCCAGCCAAGAAGGGAAGCGUCAGAGGAACGCCAAGAAGGGAAGCGUCAGAGGAAUGCCCAGAAGAGAAGUGUCAGAGGAACGCCAAGAAGAGAAACGCUUGGAAGGGAGCGACUAGAGGAAUGGAUAAAAGAAAAGCGUCAGAAGAGUGCCCAGAGAGGAAAGGGCCAGAGAAAUAUACAGAGGGAAGAACCACAGCAGCAAAAGGAAAAACCCAAAGCAAGUCAUCCAGGAAGGAGGUCAGAGCAGCAGUUCCAACAACAUACUCAGAAGAAUCAUAUUGUCAAGACAAGGCUGCCGGUUUGGUCAAAGUCAGAGGAACCGCACAAAGGGCAGCCGACCAGAGGAAUCAUGAACACUUCAACAAAAAAUAAAAAAUUCUACUCUACACAGAAGAAACAACUGUCAUAUCUUGAGGUUUCGGAAUGCAAGUUCACAUCAAAGACAAAGCAACAACAACAUGAUAGCACGAAGAACAUAUAA